AGGGAGAGGGAGGGGACUGGCGUUAUCGCACGGCGAUUUUUCCCGCACGGCGCCUCCUGACAACAAGGACAGCAGUUCCCGAGUGUCUUUCCAAAAAAUCCCAGUUCCACUCAUUUUUACAGCUUGAACAUAUUCUACAGGACACACCUAACACAUCUGCGCAGCCCGGCUGCUCAGGCGUUCAGUGAGUGUGUGACGGACGCGGUGGGGAGGCUGAGGGUACCAACUCACACCUCACGAUGGCCAGAAUGAGUUUCCUCUCUUUUCUCCUCUUUUGCUUGACUUCCGUUGCUCUUGGCAACAAAGCCAAUAAGCACAAGCCAUGGAUCGAGACAGAAUACCAGGGCAUUGUCAUGGAGAACGACAACACAGUCCUGCUCAACCCCCCUCUGUUUGCCCUGGAUAAGGACGCCCCUCUGCACUAUGCAGGUGAAAUCUGCGGGUUCAGGGUGCACAACGGUCCAGGUGGUUCUGGGUCGACCCAGUUUGAGGCUGUGGUGCUGGACCGCUCUACGGGGGAGGGCCUGGUUCGCUCAAAACAGCCCCUGGACUGUGAGAGCCAGAGAGAACACAGCUUCACCAUCCAGGCCUACGACUGCGGCGAGGGCCCGGACGGCACCAACAGCAAGAAAUCCCACAAAGCCACGGUGCACGUGCGUGUGAAUGACGUCAACGAGUUCUCCCCAGUGUUCGUGGAGCGUCGCUAUGAGGCAUCCGUCCCAGAAGGCCGUCUCUUCGACCGCAUUGUGCGCGUUGAAGCGCUAGACGCGGACUGCUCCCCCCAGUACAGCCAGAUCUGCUUCUAUGACAUCAUUACCCCGAAUGUCCCCUUUGCUAUCGACAACGACGGAAACAUUAAGAACACUGAACCACUAGACUCGAAGAAACAACGUGUGCACACCUUCUGGGUGACAGCGUUUGACUGUGGGAAGAAUCGAGCUCAGGCUGAUGCCCAGGUCAUAGUCACAGUCAAACCCUCCUGCAAGCCUGGAUGGAUUGGCUGGUCGAAGAGAGUUGAGUACACACCUGGUUCUGGCAGUGUUCCUCUCUUUCCCAACCUGCACCUGGAGACAUGUGAGGAGAGCGUUUGGAACAUCCAAGCCACCGUAGAGCUUCAGACUGGCCAUAUCGGGAAAGGCUGUGACCGAGACAGUUACUCUGACCGCUCUGUGAGAAGACUCUGUGGCGCUGUGAGGGGCGAGGUUGACCUGCUCCCGCCUCCAUCUCCAGCAGCCAAUUGGACAGCUGCGCUGCCUACCUUGCCAUCUUCAGAUUCCUCCCUGGUCUUUUCCUUCAACGGGUCGUCCCACGUUGCCGUGGUGCCUGACUCGGUUGCGGCGACUGUCUCAGGAGACCACUUCACCCUCCAGCUGUGGAUGCGGAGAGGCGGGACCAGCACCCAGCAGUCAACCAAUCAGGCGAGAGGGACUCGUAAAGAAGAGGAAAUUAUUGUCUGCAGCACUGUGAAGAAUGAUGACUCGUAUUCCCACUACUCGCUGUCUGUGCAUGGCUGCCGCCUUUCUCUGUUCUACUGGCCGGAUGUGUCUUCUGCGCGGCCUGUCAAAUUUCUCUGGAAGCUGGAACAGGUGUGUGAUGGUGAGUGGCAUCACCUGUCCCUCAGCGUGCAGUUUCCCUCUGUCACACUUUACGUCGAUGGCGUGACCUUUGAUCCCGCCCUCAUCCAUGACAAUGGAGUCAUCCCUAACCCGGCCCCGCGCCAGCGGCUGGUAAUUGGAGCAUGCUGGGAGCCAGAGGAUAAGCAGAAAGACAUUCUAAACAACAGCAUCCCUGGACACCCGGACAUGGGGAAGUUUGUGGGUGGUUACCGGGGCCUGUUGUCAGGAGUGACCGUGCGACCUGGAAGUGUUGAGCCUCACAGCGUUGUGGAAUGCCUGUACGCUUGCAGAGAGGGCUUGGACUUCGGUGACCUGGAGACACUGGGUUCCGGCAUGAAGGUCCACGUGAACCCCAGUCAGUCUGUGUUGGUGCUGGAGGGGGACGACAUCGAGAGCUUCAACCGUGCCGUGCAGCAGGUGACGUACAGGAACUCCCUGCGCUUCGCCACGCCUGGGGUGCGCCCGCUCCGGCUCACGACCUCCCUCAGGUGUUCCAGUGAGGAGAGCUGUCUCUCACUCCGGCAGCUGGAGGGAUAUCUGGUGGUGCUUCAGCCUGACGCCCCCCAGAUAUCACUCUCAGGUGUGGGGCCCCACCUCGCCCGACCGGCCCCUGAAUUUGAGAGUCCACAUGGAGUCCCUCUGUUCCCUGAGCUCCGCAUCGUGUGUUCCCUCUCUCACGCUGUAAACACAGCCGCCCAGGGCAUGGAGGGAGGAGCUCUCAUGUCAGAUGCAGUGGCCCACACUCUGGAUGGCUGUGAAGUCCAACCCCUUGGGGAGGAGCUAAACCCAGAGAAGGAGGAGCUUUUGGUUGACAUGGAGUCAUUAAGAGAGAAGGGGCUGGACAUCAUCAACACAACAGCCUACAUUGCCAUCACUGGGGCGGAGUCUAUCUCGGUGUAUGAGGAUGUCCUGCGUUCAGUUCGUUACAGGCUAGCAAAAGGCUCCGCCCGCUUUGAGAGGAGAUUCCGACUGUCCUGUUCAGAAAUGAACGGACGGUACACCAGUAAUGAGCUCACCCUGGAGGUGAAUUUCCUGCACUCUCUGGAUAGUCUCUAUCACCCAUCACACCUCCUGGCUUCUCAGCAGCAGUUCCUCCACCCAUCACAUCACACAGGAGAGCUAAGCGGACACACACUUCCCAACCCACAUCGCAACUCUGUGGUACCCGGGGCUGCCACAGUCAUCAUCAUGGUGUGCGUGGGGUUCUUGGUUGUCAUGGUGAUCCUUGGUGUGUUCCGUAUCCGCUCCAUCCACCGCCGUGGUGACGGAGCAAGGAGUGGAGGAAAAGAGGGCAGUGGCCAGUGGGAUGAUUCAGCCCUCACGAUUAUCGUGAACCCCAUGGAGUCGUAUGAGAAUCGCAUGGGCAUAGCAGCAGAUACGGAGGGGGAAGGCGAUGAUGAAGAGGAGGUGGUAGAGUCACCUGAUGACACAGGCGAUGACCAGAGAAUCAUCAUCAAGAAGGAGGGAAGAGACUCCGCCCCCCGGCGCUACUGAGUUGGUCGGCACCACUUGCACAUAUGACAGACACAUGGACCGUACACGUGAAAUAUGAAAACCCACAGUAAACAACUGCACACAAAAAACAUAAAUAUCAUGCACAUGCGCACACACACACUUGCACAGCAUAAAUGUAUUUGAUAUCAGCCUUUGUGAAAGCAUUGUCUUUGGAAUGUAUGCUCAGACACACAUAUACAUGCAUACACACGUAAUGCACAAUGCAUACUGUCACACUGAUGCCCAGCCAAUGUCUAGGCCACAAUUAAGUCAAGACUCUAUAAUGUAUGUAUGGCACAGUGAUGUAAUUAUUUUAUGUAAACACCUGUCAGUCAUGUAGGCCAUUCAGUGAAUGUGAUCAUCACUGUAUCAAACACUGAAAACACCAGGUAUUACUACAAACGAAUGUAAGCUAAGUGAUUUACAUCAUAGAAAUUAGCCAUUUGAAAGUGCAGCAAAAUUGAGAUUAUAUGGUAAUAAUGCUUUUGAAAGACCUUGAAAUAAGAGUAGUGUGGAUCACUCGCAGCUGAGUUGUCAUCCUAACACAGUUCUCUUGGUCAAAUUCACAGUUUUAGAAAAUCGGUGUGUAGAGGUUAAUGACAUAAGCUAUAUGUAGAUACUCAGUCUCUUCCCUUCAGCAGUGAAAAUAAUGGUGAAACAAUUCCCAACACACACACACACACAGACAUACACACACACACUUGCCAUCUCACAAAACCAUGUUACAACCCGCUCUGCUGCAGAAUGUUAGCUCAACCUGGGCAGUUUUGAUUGUAUUUAAAUGUAUGUAAAUACAAAAUACUAUUAUUAUUAUUAUUAUUAUUAUUAUCAUCAAUAUUUUUGUCAUUUGCAUUGUUCUGAUCCAUACUUAGUCUUUGCACUUUCAGAUGGGGUAGUUAUUUUCUAUUUCUGUUAUCUCUUUAAUGACUAUAAAUUCUAUAACAUAUGGUAUAGUAAUAAUGAUAAUAAUAGUAUUAGUGAUAAUAAUAAUAACGAUUGGCUCGAUGAGUGUCUACUUAUUUGUGUGUUUAAGUGUGUAAUUUAAAGUUUGUUAAUAUCUGAAUCACAGUGAGACAGAAGGCACAUUGUUGUUAUAUCCAGUCCUCUUGUCCAGACUUUCCUCCACAGCCCUUCUUCUUUAGCUCUGCUUCUAAUACCUCCACAGAUGUCCGUUUUCUGAACGUACAGCUCUCUUCUCCUUCAGCCCCUGACACUCUCAUUCUCUUUCUCUCCUGUGUCUGCUCUUGCCCUCUUCGUCUGUGUCCGUGUACAGUGGAAACCUGUCAGUUAAUAAAAGCCUGUUGUUUUUCAAUGUGAUAUUAAGAAUGGAUAAAAUUGCAUUAAUAUCUUACAUUACUACUAUGGUUACUAUUGAGAUAUUUAAUUGUACUCAUUAUUGAUACAAUAACAUGAAUUAUUGACUGAUUGUUAUUGAUAAUCGUCUGAAGAAAAAUGUUGAAAAGUUCAUAAUAAAAACACUUGGAUAGUCAAAA
Electrophorus electricus (electric eel) is the source of this 4603-nucleotide messenger RNA. It is a transcript of the gene clstn3, whose product is annotated as calsyntenin 3. Gene Ontology annotation, cellular component: cell surface; postsynaptic membrane. The record is from RefSeq and is a predicted model, not a curated record. Gene Ontology annotation, biological process: homophilic cell-cell adhesion; positive regulation of synaptic transmission; positive regulation of synapse assembly. Lineage: Eukaryota; Metazoa; Chordata; Actinopteri; Gymnotiformes; Gymnotidae. Gene Ontology annotation, molecular function: calcium ion binding.